GCUCUGAAGGAGUGGCAGAGACAGACUGAGACUCUCCCAUAUAAGCAGGAGUGUUCUGGAUAGAGGAAGAACUACAUCAGUAUCAUUGUUUGCUCAAAAGACCUGGAAUAUAUUUAUAUCCUACUAGGUUAAGACUUUAUUUUUUGUUCUCCUAUGUGGGUCUGAGGCUGACUUUAUGACGGAUCUACAAACAACUUGAAGAGAUCUACCACUGAGACACUUGGACUUCUUUGUUUUAACUUUAUACUCAUCCCCGCUACAGAGACAUGGUGCUCUGGAUUAUCUUCCCAAUCACCCUCUCCCUGGUGUCCCUCAUUGGAACAUGGACUGUCUAUGGCCUGGCCUUCUCCAACGGUCAUGUCUGCUCCCUCAGUGACUGGGGAAAUGGCAACUUCUGCCAAGUGAAUCAGUCCACUGGAUGUUGCUGGGUUCCUACCAUCAGCUCCAGUGGAACCUAUUCACCGGAGAAUUCUCUUUUUACAGCCACAAUCAACGCAGGAUCCUUUCUGUUUCUGCUGUUCUGUAUAUUCCACCACGCCCAUAUUAUGGAGAAACAUGGAUGUCAUUCCAUGCUUAGCAAGUUUGCGUUGGUGUUUGGUGUGGUGGCAGCUUUGGGGGCAUUUGCAGCUGGAAACUGCAAUCCGAGGCACCUGGCCCUCCCUCACUACCUCGGAGCUGCCAUCAGCUUCAUGUGCAUCUGCUUCUACACGAUUCUGCUCACUGCACUGACAAGGAAGUGUGUCCUGACAGGAUAUGAAAAAGUCCUCUACCCACUGCGUAUCACCUCCACCGUGGUACAAAUCAUCAUAACCAUCUGCUAUACCGUUUUGUUCGCCCAGGACAAGUACUACUACCUCCACCUGUCUGCUGUAUUUGAGUGGAUGCUGAGCGUUAACCUGGAGCUGUUUGAGCUCAGCUACGCCGUGGAGUUCUGCUUCUUCUCGUCCUUCAUGCUUUCAAAUUUGCUGAGCAAACGAGAUGAAGAAAAGCCUUUAAUGAUGUCCUGAUCAGGCAGCCAGGGUCCAGCUGAGACACACAGGCACCGAGGAUGGACUGAGUAAAACAUCUGUAAAUGCAGUGGCUGGAUCGUGGCUGGAGGACAGAUAGUGGUUUUUAUUUCAGUCUCCGCUGGGAUGGAUUUCCAACAGUUAAUGGACGAUGACCACUUUAAUUCCACUCUCUUGACACUGUUGCUGAACAUUGUAAGAUAUUUCUUACUGGACAUUUCUAUGCCAAAAGGUAAACCAUUCCAUAUUUAUUGACCAAACCACCGUGUACAGCAAAUGAACAAAACAUAUCAGUUGGAUUGUACUUUUGUGCAGGUCGAAUAGAUCAUUUGCCAACAGAACAAUUAACCUGAGGUGUUAAACUAAUAUAGAUCCUUUUUUGUGUGCAAUUUUGUUGAAAAACCAAUUAUGAACUAAGACUUCUUUGAAAUCCCAAAUUUAUAUUUAUAAAAAAUUGAUCUAAGCUGCUGCAUAAAGCUUUGGCACUUUAAUAAAACUAUGACCACUUUACUCACUGAGAAGUCCUGUUAUUGUACUGACAUAACUUUAAGGUUCUGUCAGGAGGGUAGAGGACUUGGUGAUACAAACAUUCAGGCACUUAAAGUUCCUGGAACGCCACAAGAUCCUGUUUGACUGGAUGAUUAACGCUGCGUGACGGUCAGACGGUUUGACAGUUUAAUCACUGUAAGAAAGAGACGUUGUGACCUUUUUGUCGAGUUACUGAUCCAGAAACAUGAUGUACAGUAUUUGUUACGUAGAGUCCUUACAGUGCUGUCAGUUUAGUUUCCAGUACAAGAUUUUUUUAUCUGCGGCCUGUUUAGUAUGUAAAGAAAAGUCACAGGAGUAAUGAUUUGUGAAUCUAAUUCACUUUGAGACCCUAAAAUCAUACUUUUCUCAGUUUCUUGAACAUAAACGCAGUAUUUUCAAUCGAAAUUUUGUUCACUUGAGAUCUUUGUAUCCUCCGUUUUGUGUUUCUCAGUGGAUUGAAGUGGACAGUAGAGUAGAAAAACAUGACAUAAAACACAGCUAACUAGAGUUUAGGAACAUUUAAUUGACCAUAGAAUAGCUGAGUUCCACUGUGAAACAAAAUAACUAUUUUCAGGACAAAAUUGGAGUGUUGCUUUCAUUAAUAUUUAAUGUUUUAAAGAAAGGCCUUUGAAAUGGCUAUAAACUCUAUGUACGAACAAUGAAACUAUGUGAAACUUGCUAUUCAUAAUAGCCAAUCUACUGGGGAUUAAUAGUAACUUCAGCAUGUCUUCAUAAAAAUGCUCUAAAUCCCCACUGUAUACUAGAUUCUCAGUAUCAGACACAAUUAACGUUUUUCUGGUGAACACGGUGGAGCUCUUAGCAGCUAAAGAGUCAGAAAUGUUCCCCAGGAGUCGGUAGAGACGAACAUCCGACUUACAAUUACCAGGACAUGAGUCCAAAUUAAUGUUCUUAUAUCUUAUCUGAUAUUACAAGAUUCAGUGCCACCCUUGACUGUGAAACCAUAAAAUGUUCACAAAAUGAGACAACCUAGUUCUGGUUUUAAUGCAAAGCACUUAACCUUUACUUGAAAGAAGGUAAUAUACAUCCUGGGAUUACAGAUAAUAAAGAUACAUUAUGAGCAAAAUCAUUGCACAAUGAAUAUCAUCUUUCUUUCGCAUCAACCAAGAGAGGAGUGCGACAAUAUCUACAGUUUUUGUUAGGAAGAAAACAGUGAAAAGCACACCUAAUUCUGUCAGCAUCUUUACUGUAUGGUACACUGUAAAAAAUGUCAUCUAUAUGCAGUAGUCCACAUUAUUAACCUUCAUAACAAAAAAGAAAAAAACAAUUUGAAAAAACACAACUUUCAUGGUUGUCUUUCAACUAAGUAACUGCAAUGCAUACAUUAUAAAUAAAUGUAAGGGGAAGAAAAAAAAAAUCAAAACGUUCUACAAGCAAUAUCCCACAAUUCCAGCAUGGCUGAAACAAUAAGUGGCCUUAAAUCCAAACCCUACAUUUUGGAGUGUGACCACAGCUUUUACAAACCUUUAAGAUACUGUAGAUUCUUGAAGCUGGUGCAUCAGAAAGCCCGAUUCAUGCUGAACACUUCUGGAUAACUCAAGUUAAAAUUGCCCUUAAAACAUGUUCUGUGUAAGAUUAAGUUGCCUACUAUCUUGUCCAGUGAGGUGAGAAACACUCUUCGUCAGGAGUGAGAACUCGGCAUAAGAAAAACACAAGGCCUUAUAGUUAAGGUUUUUUCUUUUUUUUUGCAACUCAAGCUAAGGGAGGGUUACUGGCAUUAAUCACAGAACUCUUCAACUCUAAAAGGAA
Molecule: messenger RNA, 3302 nt
Organism: Amphiprion ocellaris (clown anemonefish)
Lineage: Eukaryota; Metazoa; Chordata; Actinopteri; Pomacentridae
Exons: 7
Coding region: 267-1007 (246 amino acids)
Biological process (GO): protein localization to plasma membrane
Source: RefSeq, a predicted model, not a curated record